This is a messenger RNA of Colletotrichum acutatum, 856 nucleotides long. RefSeq lists its product as uncharacterized. Bases 110 to 775 code for a protein of 221 amino acids. The record is from RefSeq and is a predicted model, not a curated record. The transcript has 2 exons. NCBI's taxonomy places the organism in Eukaryota, Fungi, Ascomycota, Sordariomycetes, Glomerellales, Glomerellaceae.
GACUAUCCGGUGUGUACACGCGUCCAUACGUCCAGGGCGAGGCUCGAUAUUCGAUACACUUUUCGAGGGUGGGGAGCAGCUGAAAAGGGCGGCAAGAGGGGUGCUGACGAUGAUCCGGACCAGGCCGAAAGGAAUAGACUUACACGGCGCCCUCGGCCUCACGGGAUGGCGGGACCGCCCGCAAGAACUCUUGGCAGGUGAUAUGAUGCAUCUUGAGCUAAGGGUUGCUCAAACUCGGCAUCGCCAUGGCCGAUCACCAAAGGCUGAAAGAUUCGGGGCGGUGUCGUCUUACACCACCCUUUCCCUACACCCCUCACGUUCGUCUCCCUUGCGGAGACAUGCAGGCGUCAGAACAAGAUCUGGACGUACGCGUUUUCGGGGCGUGGCUCUUCAUCUAAGGCUAAGCGGGCCGAGUAGAUACCCCUAUCAGUCUCUGUACGCCACACCGUUUGUUGUCCCUUGCCCUGAACAAGGGAGCCCACGUCUGGUUCGGUUCAUCGCGGCAGUGUCUGCAGGUAUGCCUGCAGCUUGGCUGGAUAUAUUACACCCACAAAGCAAGGGUAGGAAGUCUGAUAAAGAUUGCGCCUUACACGAUGACAAGCUGCGAAAAUCGUUUCAAGCGGUCCAAUGGGGAUAUGUCGAGCAAGGGCUUCCGACAACGACGUCCGGAGCCUUGGGCAGAAAACCUGACGACUUCCAGCUCUUUGGAAAUUGGAAAUCGAAACCCCCGUUGACACGCCUCGGUUCUGUCUGCCUAUCUGCCAGAUUACCAUGAUUCUCGCAUAAAUACUCGCAGGAUACUCCACUUCGAAAUGUGAACAGACUCGAGAGGGCAGAAAAACUUCCAAGCAGUCCG